This is a messenger RNA of Sciurus carolinensis (gray squirrel), 2265 nucleotides long. It is a transcript of the gene Hnrnpd, whose product is annotated as heterogeneous nuclear ribonucleoprotein D. Bases 314 to 1387 code for a protein of 357 amino acids. Gene Ontology annotation, cellular component: nucleoplasm. The transcript is spliced from 9 exons. The record is from RefSeq and is a predicted model, not a curated record. NCBI's taxonomy places the organism in Eukaryota, Metazoa, Chordata, Mammalia, Rodentia, Sciuridae. Gene Ontology annotation, biological process: regulation of gene expression. Gene Ontology annotation, molecular function: RNA binding.
UCCGUCGGCCAUUUUAGGUGGUCCGCGGCGGCGCCAUUAAAGCGAGGAGGAGGCAAGAGUGGCCGCCGCUGCUUCUUAUUCUUUUUUAGUGCAGCCAGAGAUAGUGGGAGUGCGCGCCGCACGAGAGUGGGAGUCGAGGGGGGCAGGCCAGGGAGAGGCGCAGGAGCCUUUGCAGCCACGCGCACGCCUUCUCUGUCUUGUGUGCUUCGCGAGGUAGAGCGGGCGCGCGGCAGCGGCGGGGAUUACUUUGCUGCUAGUUUCGGUUCGCGGCAGCGGCGGGUGUAGUCUCGGCGGCGGCGGAGGCAGUAGCACUAUGUCGGAGGAGCAGUUCGGCGGGGACGGGGCGGCGGCGGCGGCAACGGCGGCGGUAGGCGGCUCAGCGGGCGAGCAGGAGGGAGCCAUGGUGGCGGCGGCGCAGGGGACGGCGGCGGCGGCGGCGGCGGGAAGCGGAGCUGGGACCGGGGGCGGAACCGCAGCUGGAGGCACCGAAGGAGGCAGCGCCGAAUCGGAGGGGACGAAGAUCGAUGCCAGUAAGAACGAGGAGGAUGAAGGCCAUUCAAACUCCUCCCCACGACACACUGAAGCAGCGACGGCACAGCGGGAAGAAUGGAAAAUGUUUAUAGGAGGCCUUAGCUGGGACACUACAAAGAAAGAUCUGAAGGACUACUUUUCCAAAUUUGGUGAAGUUGUAGACUGCACUCUGAAGUUAGAUCCUAUCACAGGGCGAUCAAGGGGUUUUGGCUUUGUGCUAUUUAAAGAGUCGGAGAGUGUAGAUAAGGUCAUGGAUCAGAAAGAACAUAAAUUGAAUGGAAAGGUGAUUGAUCCUAAAAGGGCCAAAGCCAUGAAAACAAAAGAGCCCGUUAAAAAAAUUUUUGUUGGUGGCCUUUCUCCAGAUACACCUGAAGAGAAAAUAAGGGAGUACUUUGGUGGUUUUGGUGAGGUGGAAUCCAUAGAGCUCCCCAUGGACAACAAGACCAAUAAGAGGCGUGGAUUCUGCUUUAUUACCUUUAAAGAAGAAGAACCAGUGAAGAAGAUAAUGGAAAAGAAAUACCACAAUGUUGGUCUUAGUAAAUGUGAAAUAAAAGUAGCCAUGUCGAAGGAACAGUAUCAGCAGCAGCAACAGUGGGGAUCUAGAGGAGGAUUUGCAGGAAGAGCUCGUGGAAGAGGUGGUGGCCCCAGUCAAAACUGGAACCAGGGAUAUAGUAACUAUUGGAAUCAAGGCUAUGGCAACUAUGGAUAUAACAGCCAAGGUUACGGUGGUUAUGGAGGAUAUGACUACACUGGUUACAACAACUACUAUGGAUAUGGUGAUUAUAGCAACCAGCAGAGUGGUUAUGGGAAAGUAUCCAGGCGAGGUGGUCAUCAAAAUAGCUACAAACCAUACUAAAUUAUUCCAUUUGCAACUUAUCCCCAACAGCGGGAACUUCAUUGCAGGCCCUGUGUCGCGCUGACUUCACGAUUCUCACAGGCCCGCUCAAUGCGGACAGGGUACGAGAUGCUCACGCUCUCGAAUGCUGCCGUUUGGUAUGGUCUCUUCCAACAUCCUGUAUCAGCAUUAUAAAAUAAAAUGGAUACUUCAAGCUUUGCCUUCACUUAUUUCUUUGCUUUUUAAAAACUAUUUGUAAUGUAAUUUUAAUGCAUUUUUUACAGGCCCAGUAAUGGUUAAAUACGUCAGCUUACUGAAUAAUUUUAACUAUUUAUUCUUCUAAGGAAACAGCUUGUCUCUGGAUUUUCCAGUCUUAAUUUUAUAUUUUAUUAAUCUAUUUUAAUGCUUGCUUUUCCCAUUUAUAGACGUUGUAGCAGUAAUUGCAAGAAGUUCUUGAGCUGAAUUCCUGUUGUGACAACUUCUUUAUAUAUCUAUAAUUAUUUAUAAGAUAACUUUUUCUUUUAGUUGUAUAUAACUUUUCUAUAACUUGUGAUGAACAAGAGAUAUGCUGAUCCAAUAAAAUAAGUUAAAAUAUUACAUGCUCUUGGGUCAAAAUGUCCUUUUACCAAAUUGACUGACCUUUUUUAUGAGUUCUUUAGGUUAUACUUUUUGAAAAGUUAUUGUAAUUUUAAAGAAUCCUUAUGAAAGCAUAUCACAUCUUAAACCAGUGGUGCACAUGUGGAUUUACAGCUCAUGGACUCUACUGUUCAGCUUUAAUUUAUAAAACAUACCACAUAUUUAAUGUUAUACAGUAUUUACAUAGUGGAACAUAGGGAUAAUUCAGUUUGAUAUAAAUUUUUGUUAAGUGGUGUAACCUACCCAGAGUGACUUUUUUUUUU